UGAUUGUCCGCGCGGGAUCCUGCUGGCCCAAGCGCAGAGCCAGUUCUCGCUGAGCCUCGUCGCGGUCAGGCGGCCACUCUUACUCUCGCACGGCCUCUCGGUCUUUUCCUGGUCGCACUCUCGGUCUCAAUCCUUCCGUUGGUUUCUGCACGAGAUAAACGAGCAAUAGACUAAUUAAAAAAGAACAGAGAACGCUUCAGAAAAUAUAUUUCUGAAAAAACCUCAUUAAAAACCGUCGAAAGGACAUUACAAUAUCUCGUAGAAGGACAUGUUCGAAUACACUCAGAUAAGUGUGAAGAUAUGAGUAAUAUAAACAAGGAAAUGACUUAAGCAAAGAAGAAUCGCGCAAAGGUGCUCGCCAGUUAACCUCACGUCGAUCUCGUUCUCCAAGAAGAUUUUGUUCGGAGAAAUUAGCAAGCGGCAUCGUAAUCAACAUUUUCGUCAUUAAAAUUGUGCAGAGAUGGAGAGUGCGAGCACGCCGAGCACGCUGAUGGAGAUGAAAACACGAAGACAGCCAUUCCGCUCGCAACUAUCGACCUUGGACACGAGACGGAGGCAGGCUGUUUGCGUAAGAAGGGCCUUCAAGAAAUAUGGGUCCAAAAAAAAUCCCAACGUUAUCCUGGACGGCCUCAAUAUGACCGUGCCGAAAGGCACAAUUUACGGGCUGCUUGGUGCAAGCGGUUGCGGAAAAACCACUCUGCUGUCGUGCAUCGUUGGUCGGAGACGCUUGGAUUCCGGCGAAAUAUGGGUGCUGGGCGGUCGACCGGGUUCCAAGGGGUCCGGUGUGCCCGGUCCCCGGGUCGGCUACAUGCCGCAGGAGAUCGCGCUCUACAGCGAGUUCUCCAUUCGGGAAACGUUCAUCUACUUCGGCUGGUGUGCCGGUAUGACGACAGAACAGGUGGAUGAAAAGCUGACUUUUCUGAUUAAGUUUUUAGAACUACCGCCUGAAAAUCGUUUCGUUAAGAAUCUAUCAGGUGGACAGCAAAGGAGAGUAUCCUUCGCGGCUGCCAUUUUAGCCGAGCCCGAACUCUUGAUUCUGGACGAGCCGACAGUUGGAGUGGAUCCUAUUCUCCGUCAGAAUAUCUGGGAUCACCUGGUGCAAAUCACCAAGGAUGGCACCAGGACCAUCAUUAUCACUACGCACUACAUCGAGGAGACUAGACAAGCCGGCAUCAUCGGCCUGAUGAGAAACGGCAAGUUUCUGGCAGAGGAGUCCCCGGCGAAGCUGAUGGAGAUGCAUCGAUUGGACACUUUGGAAGAUGUCUUCUUGAAACUGAGCAAGAGGCAGAAUGUGGGAUUAAGAAGGAGAAGUAGCAUUCUGAGCAGUAUAACGGGUGUUCCGCCGGAAGACGACGUGGACGAGAUGAGCGGCGAGUUCGGCGAUAACGUGAGCAUAUCUAGUCGACGGAAAAGUGUAGUCAUUGUGGAGGACGGCAAUGUAACGGUGCCGGCAUUGCCGCCGGAAGAAGAAGGUGAUUCUUCCAAACACACUAUGCUUAAUCCGAUGCACAUGAAGGCUCUUAUCUGGAAGAACUUUCUAUGGAUGUGGCGGAACGUCGGAAUAAUGUUUUUCAUCAUUGCUCUGCCGGUCGCCCAAAUAGUCCUCUUCUGUAUCUCCAUUGGUAAGGAUCCUAUAGGGUUGAAAUUAGCCAUUGUCAACAACGAGCUCAACAAUAGCACGCAACCGUGCACUUUCGGAACCGGAUGCGAUUGGUCGCUCCUAAGCUGUCGAUAUCUUCAGCACCUGCAGAAGAAAACCAUACAGUUUUUACCGUACGACAGUGACGAAGAAGCCACAAAUGCUGUGACGAGGGGAUGGGCAUGGGGCGCUAUAACGUUUCCGUCCAAUUAUUCCGAAGCUCUCAUGGCGAGGAUAGAUUAUGGCAGAGAUGCCGCGGAAUGGGACAUUAAUUUCGCGGAGAUGAAAAUCGUUAUGGAUAUGUCCAAUCAACAGAUAGGACAGCUGCUACAAAGGGAUCUGCUUUACGCAUUUCAAGAUUUCGCGAAGGAGGUCACUGUAGCCUGCAACUAUAGUGAAAAGUUAACAAGCAUACCCAUAAACUUCAAGCAGCCGAUCUACGGGCCUAUGAAUCCUAACUUCACGGAUUUUGCAGCUCCGGGAAUUAUCCUAACAAUCAUUUUCUUUCUCUCAGUCGCAUUGACGUCGGGCGCUAUGCUGCUGGAGAGAAACGAAGGUCUGCUAGAAAGAAGCCUCGUGUCGGGUCUCACUGGCACGGAGAUUCUUUUCGGUCAAGUGAUCACGCAGUUUAUGGUGAUGUUCGGGCAAACUGUAAUGGUCCUUAUAGUCUCAUUCGCGAUCUUCAAAGUCACUUGCGAAGGCGACAUCGGUUUGAUCACUCUUUUGGACAUUCUCACGGGCCUCUGCGGCAUGUGUUUCGGUUUCGUAAUCGCCUGUUUCUGCGACAAUGAAAGGACCGCCACGUACGUGGCGAUGGGCUCUUUUCUUCCAAUUGUGAUGUUGUGCGGCAUUAUCUGGCCCAUAGAGGGCAUGCAUCCACUAUUGAAGUAUAUUAGUUUCCUGCUACCCCUGACGAAGAGCACGGAGUCAAUGAGACUAAUAAUGGCCAGAGGCUGGUCGAUAUCGGAACCGGCGGUUUAUUACGGUUUUAUUGCCACUUUCAUUUGGAUCAGUAUCUUUAUGAGCCUUGCGAUAUUGUUAAUUAAAUUUAGGAAGAGUUAAUUUAAAGGAAGAAGAAAAUAACUUUAUAAAUAUAAAAAAAAUUCUCACCAAAUCUCUCUUUGUAAACUGUACAAUGUAAUAAAAUAAA
Molecule: messenger RNA, 2789 nt
Organism: Temnothorax curvispinosus
Lineage: Eukaryota; Metazoa; Arthropoda; Insecta; Hymenoptera; Formicidae
Product: ABC transporter G family member 20
Exons: 14
Coding region: 461-2701 (746 amino acids)
Cellular component (GO): membrane
Molecular function (GO): ABC-type transporter activity; ATP hydrolysis activity; ATP binding
Source: RefSeq, a predicted model, not a curated record